AUGGAUGUUGAUACACCAACCGAUACUGCGGCUGACGUGAUUGACCAGCUUCCGAGCCCAACAGCAGCAAUUGAGGUCCUGCGCCUCUUAAUCGCUGCAGAUGCAUUUCCUCGAGACGUCGCGUUCGCAUGGUUCGUUCACCGCCAGUUUCCAAUUAGCUACGUCAACAGCACUCUCCGCUGCUGCGGCCGCGUCGUACACCCCCCCCGGGAGGUCGCCUUCACAUUCGGCACUUCCAAACACAACGCCCAACAGCAACAGGAUCGACGACACGGCGGCGGCGGACAACACCACGGGGGUGGCGCGGGGGGCGGCGACGGCGACCCCCCCGAGACGUUGUGGAGGCUGGUUGCCGGGGAGUACCCCAGCUGGCCGCCCCCCGCGUCCGGAUCCGACUUCGACUUGGUGGCCGCAAACAACGACUGGCGGCCCACGCUGGCGUCACAGCUGGCAGGGCCCAUGUCCCGUUUCGCCACAUUGCUCCAUUCCUGGAUGCGGCCGCACUUCCUGGACGCCAUGUUCCUGGACCGGGCCAGGGAGAGGUACGGACGUUUUCUGGAUCUGUUAGCAGCUCAUCCCGAGAGGACCCUGGUGCCCUCCGCCGACAUCGCCCUGAUGUGGCACACCCACCUGGGGCUCAGCGGCAGUUACGCAAUGUACGGCAUGGGUAAGGGGGAGACCGCCAAGACCGGCCCUGCCAGAGCCGCUCAUACCAACGGCGGCACCGGCGGCGGCUUGGCAGCUGCGCCCAUUCGUCCCACGUAUUUGGAUUUGGAGGGCGUGCCGCUUCGUGUAGCGUAUAACGAAACGGCACGACUGUACGAACGGAUGUACGGUGAGCCGUACGACAGCCGCGACACUGCUUGGCUACGGCCCUGGGAGCUGCACCCCCUGGCGGGGCCCUGCAGUCCCCUGGCCUUCGCCCUGCGCCGGGCAUUUGACGACGUGCCCUCCGCCGCCGUCGCCGCCGAUGCCGCCACCGACACUGGCGCCUCCGCCGAAGGCCCCUCGGAUCUGACAUCCAACGGCAGCGGCGGCCCCAUGGACAUCAGCGGUGGCGGCGGCCUGUUACACCUCAGUCGCCGUACGAGCGGCGGCGCCAGCGGCCGCAGCGGCGUGAUGCGCUACAGCCCCGCCGCCGCCGGCUGUUCUGCACGUUCCUCCGUGCCGGUGCGGAACCGGUCGGCACCGCAGCUACAUCUACAGCUACAGCAGCAGCAGCAGCACCCCCGUGCCGGUGCACAUGCUCUCUUCGCGGCCUGGCUGGUGUCCACCUCCGCGGGGAACUUCUUCGACCGCCAGACGUGCGGCGGCCUGUGCUUCCGUAACAGCUGGAGCAUCAAGAUCGGCACCGUAGAACGAAUGGUGACACCGCUCGUACUGCUGCCGUACAUGCGGGGCCUGCCAGACAGCAGCGACCAUCCAUUCCUGGAGGCCCUGUCGUUGCGCCCGGGUGGGUGGCGGCCGCCGACGGGGGGUAACCAGACGGCGGGGACGGCGGCAGCGGAGGCGGAGACGGAGGCGGUGGAACAAGAGCAAGAUCAAGGGGGGGUUCUGGAGGGGGGAGGAGUUGGAGAGGAGCCUGGAGGGGUGACGGAGGUGGCGGUGGGGGUUUCGGGGGCGUCCUGUAAGGACUGUGUAGGGGGUUCCCAAUCCGCCUCGGAACAGGGGGGGGAGGGCGACAAGGAAAUCGGCGCCACCAGCGGAGGCGGUGAAUGGAGUCGUACACUGCGAGAGGAGGACGAGGAGCUUUCGUCGUCGGGCGGCGAUGGGGGAAAUAGCGGCGGUACCAGCGGCGACAGCGGCGGGGCCGCUGCCGGCAGGGAGGGCGGCGGCGGGCAAGGCGGGGCAGGGGGGUGGCGUCGACCGACCGCCAAUACCGCCAAUACCGCAAACAGUGACGGCGGCGACGGCAGCGGCGGCAACGAUUGCAGCGAUGUCAGUACAAAGCGCUUCGGUGAUGAUCGUAACCAGCAAUACGGCAGUACGGCACCACUGUGGGGCAUUUUGCGUCGACCGGAGUACGUCAGGCGUGCGCAGGCGCUGUUCCGCCACUUGUGGCUGGAGCUGGGCCGGCGGGGCUCUGACCACCCGUUACUGUCGGAGACACGUUCCGGCCGUGGGCCACCGCCUAGCUGGCACGGCCCACCGCUACAAGCGCUGAGGUCCCUCAGGUAUCCGGGGGACCGGGUGAUACCGGUGUAUAGAGUGACCACCUGGCGGCCGCUGUUAGGUCGUCAGCCGCAUAAGGCCCUCGCGUCCGAACCGCUGAACCUCCCCGAGAGGCCACAGGUUGGGGGCCACAUAUAG
This is a messenger RNA of Volvox carteri f. nagariensis, 2310 nucleotides long. RefSeq lists its product as uncharacterized. The record is from RefSeq and is a predicted model, not a curated record. The transcript is spliced from 11 exons. NCBI's taxonomy places the organism in Eukaryota, Viridiplantae, Chlorophyta, Chlorophyceae, Chlamydomonadales, Volvocaceae. Bases 1 to 2310 code for a protein of 769 amino acids.